Molecule: messenger RNA, 2942 nt
Organism: Sesamum indicum (sesame)
Lineage: Eukaryota; Viridiplantae; Streptophyta; Magnoliopsida; Lamiales; Pedaliaceae
Product: potassium channel AKT1
Biological process (GO): potassium ion transport; transmembrane transport
Cellular component (GO): membrane
Molecular function (GO): protein binding; voltage-gated potassium channel activity
Source: RefSeq, a predicted model, not a curated record
UGAAGUGUGUGGGGACACAGAAACCCAAACUUCAUCACUAAAAUAUUUUCCUCCUAUAUAUCUGUCCCUGCAAGAAGCCAUUAUUGCCUAUAUAUAUAGGGAGUAAUACUCCUCCAAGAUUGAUUCAUAGAGAAGAAAACAAUGGGGGAUGCGUAUGGUAAUGGCGGAGGGCGGCUGCUCAGGGUGUCGAUGUGCGGCGCCGGCGCUGAAGCACGUGAGAUUGAGCAGUUGUCUAGAGAAGGCAGCCAUUACAGCUUUUCAACUGGGAUUCUUCCUUCUCUUGGCGCGAGGAGUAACCGCAGAGUCAAGCUCCGUUCUUUCAUCGUUUCACCUUAUGAUCGCCGUUACAGAGUAUGGCAGAACUAUCUGGUUGUGCUAGUCAUUUACACUGCUUGGGUGUCUCCAUUUGAAUUUGGCUUCCUUGAUAAACCUGCUAGACCUCUCGCCAUCACAGACAAUGUUGUUAAUGGAUUUUUUGCCAUCGACAUCAUCCUUACAUUCUUUGUAGCUUACCUGGAUAAGACGACGUAUCUUCUUGUUGAUGACCGGAAGCAGAUUGCUUGGAAGUAUGCGAGUUCUUGGUUGGCAUUUGAUGUCAUAUCGACAAUCCCUUCUGAACUUGCUCGGAAGAUCUCCCCCAAACCUUUACAGACUUAUGGAUUGUUCAAUAUGCUCCGUCUUUGGCGUCUUAGAAGAGUUAGUGCCUUAUUUGCCCGAUUGGAGAAAGAUAGGCAUUUCAACUACUUUUGGGUUAGGUGUGUGAAGCUCAUUUGCGUAACUCUUUUUGCUGUUCAUUGUGCUGGUUGCUUCAAUUAUCUACUUGCUGCUCAUUAUCCAGAUCCAGAUAAGACAUGGAUUGGAGCAGCUAUAACUAAUUUCAAGGAGAAGAGCCUAUGGAUUCGAUAUGUUACUUCAAUGUACUGGUCCAUCACUACUCUCACAACCGUUGGCUAUGGAGAUUUACAUGCUGAAAAUACAAGGGAGAUGAUAUUUGACAUUUUCUACAUGCUCUUUAACUUGGGGCUGACAGCAUAUCUGAUAGGAAAUAUGACAAACUUGGUUGUCCACGGGACUAGUAAGACCCGGCAAUUUAGAGAUACCAUACAAGCUGCUUCAAGUUUUGCCCAGAGGAAUCAAUUGCCUGCUCGCCUUCAAGACCAGAUGCUUUCACAUUUGUGCUUGAAGUUUCGAACUAACUCAGAGGGGCUGCAACAGCAAGAGACUCUUGAUUCACUUCCAAAAGCUAUACGAUCAAGUAUUUCCCAUUUCCUUUUCUACUCUCUAGUAGAUAAGGUAUACUUGUUUCGCGGAGUGUCAAAUGAUUUACUCUUCCAGCUGGUCUCUGAGAUGAAGGCUGAGUACUUCCCUCCCAAAGAGGACGUUAUCUUACAGAAUGAAGCACCAACAGACUUUUAUAUUCUUGUUUCGGGAACAGUGGAUUUGUUGGUACUGAAAAAUGGAGUUGAACAGGUUGUUGGAGAAGCCAAAACGGGUGAGCUUUGUGGCGAGAUUGGUGUACUUUGUUAUAGACCUCAACUCUUCACAGUGCGAACGAAAAGAUUAAGCCAACUAUUACGACUGAAUCGUACCACAUUUUUUAACAUUGUUCAGGCCAAUGUUGGAGAUGGAACAAUAAUCAUGAAUAAUCUUCUGCAGCAUUUGAAAGAAUUAAAGGACCCAAUAAUGGAGGGAGUUCUGUUGGAGACGGAGAACAUGCUUGCUCGGGGAAGAAUGGACCUACCUCUAUCUCUAUGCUUUGCAGCACUUAGAGGAGACGACUUGCUAUUGCAUCAUUUGUUGAAGAGGGGUUUGGACCCAAAUGAAUCUGAUAAUAACGGAAGAACAGCUCUGCAUAUAGCAGCAUCAAAAGGAAGCGCUAAUUGCGUGCUCCUAUUGCUGGAUUUUGGGGCCGAUGCCAACAGCAGAGAUUCCGAAGGAAGUGUACCACUUUGGGAGGCCAUGUUGGGCAGGCAUGAAGCAGUUGUUAAGCUAUUGUCUGACAAUGGUGCUAAAUUAACUACCGGUGAUGUUGGUCUAUUUUCUUGCACAGCUGCCGAACAAAAUAAUUUGGAAUUGCUCAAGGAAAUCGUUAGUUUUGGGGGGGACGUCACCAAACCAAAAAACAAUUGUUGCACUGCUCUCCAUGUUGCUGUUUGUGAAGGCAACAUCGAAAUAGUCAAAUUUCUCUUGGACCAAGGUGCUAAUAUCGAGUUAGGAGAUGAAAAUGGUUGGACGGCAAGGGACCUAGCCGAGCAGCAAGGGCACGAGGACAUCAAGGAACUUUUUGAUUCUUACAGAGUGAGUGAGGCUGAAUCUGCUGUCAUGAUCCCUGAGGAGCGCCAUGGUGUUCGUUUCUUGGGAAGAUUUAAAAGCGAGCCAAAUAUCUUGCCUGUUAACCAGGACGUCUCAUUUUCAGCACCCGAUGGCUUGUGGGAAAGAUCUCGUCCCAGACGUAGGACUAAUAAUUUCUAUAAUUCUCUAUUUGGGAUUAUGUCAGCAGCACAAACUGGAGAGGGCAGCUCACUUUUGUCAGUAGAUAAUGCUACCAGUGCAGCAGCCGCUAGUAGAAUUUAUGCUGCUAGAGUUACUGUGAGCUGCCCUCAGAAAGGAGAUCAUGCAGGAAAGCUUGUACUACUUCCACAUACCUUCCAAGAAUUACUUGAAAUUGGAGCGAACAAGUACGGGAUCUUCCCUGCUAAAGUUUUGAGCAAAGACGGUGCUGAUAUUGACGAUAUACAACUGAUCAGAGAUGGUGAUCGUUUAGUAUUUGUGGGCGAGAAUGAAAACUAUGAAACUAACUGAUGGUUGUUUAAAGUGACUGCAAAGUUGUCACUUGUUCCCUUCCACAAACAUUUCUUUUGGCCGGCAAUGUAUAUGGAAUUCCAAGUUUUUUUAGCAUAUGAUGUUUCAUUAUUCUCUGUACCUGAAGGCAACCAUUUUAU